CUGCUGCAGGAGGAAGCUGAAGCCCCACGGAGUGUCCUGGAGGAGAUUGGCCUGACAUAAACUCCCUCCAUCACUGACCCAACUAUCUCCCUCUCUCUUUACUCUGUUUCUCUUCACGGGGGCCCAAACAUCUUGUUCUCGCUCCGUUAAUGUGCUGUAGUGUUGUCUCGUACUAAAACUCAUGUUGUUCAUGUUACUGGUGCCAAAUGUCUGUUCCUUUUUGUUUUGUACCUCGUCAACACUCACCUUUUGAAACCCCUAGGGUAUAUGCAGCCAGUAGCCACAAACUACACCAAUAAUAACUGAAAUCUCACCCACCUUAAGUCAGUGUUUUGUUGUACAUGACAUGUCCGUGACGGGCACUUUAACUCCAGUCUAGUCUAGAGAACUUAAAACAAUUCAAAGUAUAUCAUAAAGAGUAAGAAACCCCAUUUUUACUUAAAUGGGAUGUUCACAAGUAAAGUAAGCAAAACGAUGUCAGUAUUUUUAAGAAGUGUUACAGUUUAAAGUAUUCAUGUUCAUUUUUUCAUUGUUUGACCAAAGAACACUGUGUUAUAAUCAUAUCGUUUUGAKGAUAAAUGGUGUUUAGGGAAAAAUAUGUGCUCUCUCAGGGUUGGGGUCAAUUCUAUUUAAAUUCCAAUCAAUUCAGAAAGUAAACCAAUUUACAAUUUUAACUCAUUGAAAAUCAUUGAAGGAAAUGUGCAUUGGAAUAUCAGUGUAUUCCUGAAUUUAAAUAGAAUUGACCCAAGCCUUGCUCUGUAUAGCCUGAGUCCCAGAUCUUUGUGCUGUCUUGCUACCUCCUAUGUCGUUCAGUUGGGAAGACAGCACAAACACACCUGGGACUCCGCCCACUCUGCAUGCUUUAAAAGGCAAGGGAAAAGUAACACUGGGGACUCCGCCCACUCUAAAAGGCAAGGGAAGAGAAACACUGGGGACUCCGCCCACUCUGCAUGCUUUAAAAGGCAAGGGAAAAGUAACACUGGGGACUCCGCCCACUCUAAAAGGCAAGGGAAGAGUAACACUGGGGACUCCGCCCACUCUGCAUGCUUUAAAAGGCAAGGGAAGAGUAACACUGGGGACUCCGCCCACUCUGCUCCGCCCACUCUGCAUGCUUUAAAAGGCAAGGGAAGAGUAACACUGGGGACUCCGCCCACUCUGCAUGCUUUAAAAGGCAAGGGAAGAGUAACACCAGUGAAAAUGAACAAAAAGGGAUUCUGUUACUAAUCAAACUUCUAUUCGUCACACAAUGUUUUAACUGUCAAUGAAAAUGCAUUUAGGCCACUUGUUUCGUAGCCUGGUUCUGAACUGAAUGUGAAACUGGAAUAUUCAGUUUGACUCAUAACAGGCUACUUGUUAUGAGGAAGGUUGUGACAUUUGAAGCACAAAUCAUGAGGCACUCCCACUAUGUCACUGCCUGUGCUUAGUGCACACGGACAUGACCAGUUAUUGAARUGUUUACAGAAACCAUGGGUUAAAGAAGCCUAAACCUGUUGCAAUUCCCUGUCUACCGUACAGKCUGCUCCUCCUUUACCAAUGACCAGAAUGGUGUCCUGUUAGGACAUUUAAUGUUCUCUGUAUCUGUCAGCUUGUACUGUAUUUGCUCUUUAACUGUGGUGACAUCCCAUAUGGCACCCUAUUCCCUACAUAGUGCACUACUUUUGGCCAGAGCCUAUGAAGAAGUGCACUAUAUAGGGAAUAGGGCACCAUGUCUUGCUCCUGUGUACAUUAUGAAUCAUUUCAAAAGUAUUGCAUUUCUUUUACACAGACAACUGUCACUACUUCAGUUCUCUUAAAUACUGUAAAUCAUUAAAACAUGUCUAUGGAUUAGCAGAA
This is a messenger RNA of Salvelinus sp. IW2-2015, 1833 nucleotides long. The record is from RefSeq and is a predicted model, not a curated record. NCBI's taxonomy places the organism in Eukaryota, Metazoa, Chordata, Actinopteri, Salmoniformes, Salmonidae.